Insectozyma verbasci is the source of this 1416-nucleotide messenger RNA. Lineage: Eukaryota; Fungi; Ascomycota; Pichiomycetes; Serinales; Debaryomycetaceae. The record is from the annotation of a GenBank genome assembly.
AUGAAAUUCAUUGGACUACUAUUCAUUAUACCAUUUGCUUUAUCAUUUCAGAUACCAUUCAGUUUGAAAGAUAUAUUGAGUGAUUCUCAUGGCCAUGUACAACAUUUUUCAAAAUUAAAUCCAAAUGAUUAUCCAAUUGAUUUAUUACAAUACCAAAAUGAUUUAGUCAUAAGAAUUAACUAUUCAAAUAACAAAAACUUGUAUAACUUUUUAAAGACUCAAUCUUCAUUCAGUAAUCAGAGUUUUAUAACUUUUAAGAAAUGGGGUAAUAGCAACAUUCAAAAGACGUUAGAUAUACAAAUUGAUGAAGAGAAUUUAAUAAGGUUAAUUGAAAGAUACCCAACAAUAGAUUAUAAAAUCAUAAUCGACGACUUGUCCCAAAAAAUUUAUGAAACAUAUCCUAGAUUGCAAAACUCUGCAGAAGUUUUCAAUGCUGGUGAUAUUCAUGCAGCUACAGAAUUAUUCUUCAAGGAAUAUAGAUCUUACGAGACUAUUAACUCAUGGUUAGAUUUACUUGAAAGCUCAUACCCUCAAGUUUUGAAAAUUGAAGAAAUUGGUCAAACUUAUGAACAUCGUAAAUAUAAAGUUGUUCAUUUUGCAGCUCCGAAUGAUAAUGGUGAUAUAAAUCAUCAAGAAAGAAAAACUAUAGUUAUAACUGGUGGUGUACAUGCCCGUGAAUGGAUUUCAGUAAGUUCAGUUUUAUACACCAUUUAUCAAUUAUUGAAUUUUUACGUUGAUAAUCCUAAUUCAAAAAUCUUAAAAAAUCUCGACUUUUUAUUUAUUCCAAUUUCAAAUCCUGAUGGAUAUGCGUAUACUUGGUCAACCGAUAGAUUAUGGAGAAAAAACAGACAAGAAACAACCGUUCCGAAAUGUUUUGGUAUUGAUAUUGAUCAUUCUUACGAUUAUCAUUGGACAAAAUCUUCAGAUUGGGCAUGUGGUGAUGAGUAUAGUGGUGAAGUUCCAUUUGAAGCAUUUGAAUCUAAAAUUUGGGAACAUUAUUUAAAUAAUACAAAUAAUGCAAAGAAUCAUAAAAUUUAUGGAUAUAUUGAUUUACAUUCUUAUUCACAAGAAAUCUUAUAUCCUUAUGCUUAUUCAUGUGAUCAACAACCAAGGGAUGAAGAAAAUUUAGUUGAAUUAGCAUGGGGAAUUGCAAAAGCUAUAAGAUUACAACUGGGUACAAAUUAUAAUGUCGAACCUGCUUGUAUUGAUAAAGAUGCCGACUUAUUACCUGAUUUAGGCUCAGGUACCAGUCUUGAUUACAUGUAUCAUAAUAGAGCUUAUUGGGCUUAUCAAUUGAAGUUAAGAGAUUCUGGAAGUCAUGGAUUUUUAUUACCUUCAAAAUAUAUUGAACCAGUGGGACUUGAAGUAUUUGCAGCUUUAAAAUAUUUUUGUACUUUUAUAUUAAAUGAUGAUUAA